Messenger RNA from Nezara viridula (southern green stink bug), 240 nucleotides. The record is from the annotation of a GenBank genome assembly. NCBI's taxonomy places the organism in Eukaryota, Metazoa, Arthropoda, Insecta, Hemiptera, Pentatomidae.
AUGGAUACAAAUUGCUCUGUUGAAACGAUUACAUCUAAUGCAGUUAAUUCCCAACGACAAGACGUGGAAAAAAAAAUUCAUAAAAUGGAUAGCUUACCCUUCCCUGCCGAAACUGGGGCCAAGAUAUGCAUAAGAGACAAAUAUAUUAGCCUCAUAACCGCUAUUCGUGAUUCACGCGAAGCCUGCAACAUAUGCCGCAGCGGCUGUACAGCCCAACGCUCAUCGCUAUCCCCUUGUUAA